AUGUGCGGCCACGACAUCUCCGACAAACCACGGGGCGGAGCUCUUGCCGUCCUCAGCCCCACGACUCCUUCGCCAGGACCGAACCGCGACCAUCUCCCGCCAUGCAGAGGAGACCUCGCUUUCCACACCCCGGGGUCACCAUCAAGCAAAAUUGCCACCCAUGCUCGUUGGACACGCACACCAGGUGACGAUGUAUCUUGUGUCGAGGACCUCCUGGUCGUCAUUCACGAAUCCGGAGAUCUGACCCAUAAGCCCGAAGACUGCGGUCUCUUCCGCCAAUUCGCCUUUUCCCGCAAUACGGCUUCCGUGAUUGGGAACGGCCAGGCCUUGGAGAUUCCCCUCGCGCCACCCAUAUCUCUCGAGGUCGGACGUCACGGUAUUAUCGGCCGCCGGGUUUCUCUCUUCCACAACCUGCAUAACCUGACCGACUCCUCUUUUUCUACAACUCGCAUGAGCGUGGCAGCAGAGGGCAUUGUCGGUUUCAACUUUGUACUGCCCGUUUCAUCCUCUCUGUGA
Molecule: messenger RNA, 516 nt
Organism: Sodiomyces alkalinus F11
Lineage: Eukaryota; Fungi; Ascomycota; Sordariomycetes; Glomerellales; Plectosphaerellaceae
Exons: 2
Coding region: 1-516 (171 amino acids)
Source: RefSeq, a predicted model, not a curated record